AUGUCUUUGAUAUUUCAUCAUAAUAUCCCAUGGAGUCUCAUUACCGACCAACUCAUGGGAUGUAGCUGUGCAGCCGAUGAAUGUCAAGAUAAGUGUACUUGUCGAUCUCGAUCUGGUGAAAGUUAUACAAAGGAUGGUCGUCUACUUGACUUUCGGCAUCCAGUGUUCGAGUGCAAUUCGGCCUGUACGUGCAGUUCAAGCUGCUCAAAUCGUGUGGUACAACGUCACCUGUCCGCUGUACAAUCUGCAGGUCACAUGAUCUAUCGCAUCACUGAGAGGUGUGGUGUUGGUCAGUGCCUGAAUGCUGCUCGAAACUUUGAGCCAGGCGAGUUGGUAUGUGUGUAUUUGGGCGAAGUUAUCCCGUACACAGAAGCUUGUAGACGAGAAGCAAAACAACUGGAAAAAUACGGGCACAAUUAUGUACUGAUCUUACGAUGCUUUGCUGGGGCCUCUUUAGUAUCUGAAGUAUGUGUGGAUGGUAACUCGUUCGGUCCCAAUGGGUCCCCACCUGUUGCGCGUUUGGUAAAUCACUCAUGUGAUCCUAAUCUAACGCUCGUUCCCGUGCAUGUUGAUAGCGUUAUCCCGUAUGUGUGCAUGUUUGCCAACAGAUCAAUACCUUGUGGAACAGAACUUACCUACAAUUACGCCGACUGCGUGCCGGUUGAUCAGGUAUCCAGUUCCAGCGUGCCAUGUCUUUGCAAUUCGAGCAAUUGUCGAGGAUAUCUUCCGAGAGUGAACCUU
This is a messenger RNA of Opisthorchis viverrini, 741 nucleotides long. RefSeq lists its product as hypothetical. The record is from RefSeq and is a predicted model, not a curated record. Gene Ontology annotation, molecular function: protein binding; zinc ion binding; histone H3K9 methyltransferase activity. The annotation marks the transcript as partial. Gene Ontology annotation, cellular component: nucleus. The transcript has a single exon. Lineage: Eukaryota; Metazoa; Platyhelminthes; Trematoda; Opisthorchiida; Opisthorchiidae.